UUCGAAACUCCUUUCGUUCUCUUUCAAUUGCGGUAACAUAGAUUACGUUUAAUUCUAUAACAUGGCACUCGCAAACAAGAAGGUAGAGAAACUCGAUCGUCCUGACGAGUACCAGAAGAUAUUCCACUGGGCAGAGACGCAACAGAAUGGUGCAGUGCCUUCAUUUGCAACCCGCAAAAAUGAUCCUUACCAGUAUCAAGCUGGAUUCAACAAUCAUUUCGAGUCUGAGGCGGUGCCUGGCACCAUUCCUCGUGGUCAAAACAGUCCGAGAUGUGUGCGAUUUGGCCUUUACGCAGAGCAGAUGACUGCAUCUGCUUUUGUUGCACCGAGACACUUAAACAAGAAUGCUUGGCUCUACAGAUCGAGACCAGCAGUCGCACACCAGGGGUUUACCAACUUGCCUGACAACUCAAAUACUGAGACCAACUUUUUGCCUAUCAACCCGCGCGUCCAUGUCUCGCCGACUCAACUUGCCUGGCUUCCUUUUGAUAUUGCCGAGACGAAGCAUGAUUUCGUCGAGGGGCUCUGUACCAUUGCCGGGUCUGGCGAUCCAACCUUGAGAGAGGGUCUGGCAACACAUGUCUUCACAGCCAAUGUCUCUAUGGAGAACAAAGCAUUUGUCAACUCUGAUGGCGACUUUUUAAUCGUGGCUCAGGAGGGUGCACUUGACAUUCAGACCGAGUUUGGCAAACUAUACGUUCAGCCAGGCGAGAUUUGUGUCAUUCAGCGUGGCCAACGUUUCAAGGUGAAUGUCGAGGGUCCUACUAGAGGAUACAUCCUCGAGAUUUGGGGUGCCAACUUUGAGCUGCCAGAACUUGGAGCAAUCGGUGCCAACGGAUUGGCCAAUGCCAGAGAUUUCCUGAGCCCGGUUGCGUAUUACACGGUCACCAAAGAUGACCCCUGGAAGAUUGUGUACAAGCUUGGUGGCAAAUUCUUUGAGAGCAAACAGAAACACUGCCCCUUUGAUGUGGUCGCCUGGCAUGGAAACUACGUGCCUUACAAAUACGACUUGACCAAGUUCGUCAACAUUGGAAGCAUCAGUGUCGAUCACAUCGACCCGUCCAUCUUCUGCGUCUUGACGGCACGCUCGCGCGACCCAGCAGCUCCUCUAGCCGACUUCCUUAUCUUCUCACCUCGCUGGGAUGUUGCCUCGAACACGUACCGCCCUCCAUACUACCAUCGUAAUGUCGCUUCCGAGCUGAUGGGUCUCAUCUACGGCGAGUACGCGGGCCGUAGCGACGAGUUCCAACCUGGAGGUGUCAGUUUCGAAUGCGGCAUGGUCCCUCACGGCGUGGCGUAUCAGGAGUUCAAGGCCGCUUCUGCACAGCCGCCUCCAGAGAUGCGCAUCUCGGAGGGUGCAGUAGCUUUCAUGUUUGAGAGCUCCAGACCAUUCACAAUCACCGAUUGGGCUAUUAAAAGCGACAAGAUUCACGAGCAUGAUCCGGCUAUGUGGGAUGACCUAGUCGACAACUUCUCGCAGCAUAAGGAUGAGGUUGAUGAGAUCUUGAAGAAAGCGGGGAAGCUGAGCUUGUAGGCGUAUGUAUUGUGCAGAGAUCAUGAUUGGUCGCAAUGCACUUUGUGGUAGACAGGUCAUUUGCGUAGCUGCUUUUGCAUGUGAAG
Aureobasidium subglaciale EXF-2481 is the source of this 1620-nucleotide messenger RNA. RefSeq lists its product as uncharacterized. The coding region runs from base 62 to 1534 and encodes 490 amino acids. Lineage: Eukaryota; Fungi; Ascomycota; Dothideomycetes; Dothideales; Saccotheciaceae. Gene Ontology annotation, molecular function: homogentisate 1,2-dioxygenase activity. Gene Ontology annotation, cellular component: cytoplasm. The record is from RefSeq and is a predicted model, not a curated record. Gene Ontology annotation, biological process: L-phenylalanine catabolic process. The transcript has 6 exons.